Anarrhichthys ocellatus (wolf-eel) is the source of this 1262-nucleotide messenger RNA. RefSeq lists its product as uncharacterized. The coding region runs from base 333 to 980 and encodes 215 amino acids. NCBI's taxonomy places the organism in Eukaryota, Metazoa, Chordata, Actinopteri, Perciformes, Anarhichadidae. The record is from RefSeq and is a predicted model, not a curated record. The transcript is spliced from 3 exons.
CGGUGUAGAAAUGUGAUAGACUCUGAAUUGUAAGUCGCUUUGGAUAAAAGCAUCUGCUAAAUGACUGUAAUGUAUUUCUUUCCUCUGGGGAAAGAUCUGCAGCUUUGCUCUCAUUUGAAGCUCUGAACAUGUGAACACGGUAGUGAAGCGGUCUCAACACUCUUUAUUUAAAACAUUAGUUUACUUCUAAACUGGUGUUUCAGGAGCUUUUUCAGUGCAUCUGGACCUACAGAGGUUCCUGCAUGAGGCCUGAUGUUUCCACGUUAGUCCCAGCUUCAAACCAGACCUUCAAACCAGACCUUCAAACGUAACAUUAAAGGGUUGAAGGUUUGAUGGAGGAGCGGCGGCGUGGGUGUGAGUCAGCGGUGCCGGUGGCAGAGUGUCGACAGGAGGAUAAGGUCCCUCUGUGGACGAUCUGUAGAACUUUCUGUCUCUACCAGGAGCUGAAGUUUCCCGCCCGAGGCGUGGAGACCAACCCGAGCUCCUGGCCCUGGUUCUACCGGAUGAACGACGCCAUGGAGGGCCGCUUCACCGGGGCGGCACCCAUCCUCACGCCCAUCGUAGAGGACGAGGACGAGGAGUGCGAGCCGCUGUCGCCGGCGCCCAAGAAGAGAGCCCGCCGCAGCCGGGGGGGGAUGGCCGAGUUCCUGACGGAGUCGGAGAUGGACCUGCUGGUCGACAACGAGGACAAGAACGGAUCGGCGUCUCUGGGGGAUCUGCAGCGGAUGGCCGAGUUCACCUAUAAACUGACGGAAGAUGACACCAGGCGACUCAUUGAGCUACGAGCUGCUAACGAGUCUCUGUUCACGGGGAGGAGGAACACGGCCAAGCCGGCCUGGAGGGGGAUAGUGAAGGAGAUGGGUCUGACGGGGAAGAUCACACCGGACCAGGUCGCCAAGAAGUGGGACAACCUGAAGACCAAGUUCAAGGUGACGACCUGCCCCGUCUCACCUGUGCUGUUAGUCUACCUGUUCAGAUGAGAUCAGCUGAGAAACGUCCACAACAGUUCAACAACACUGACGUUUGGGUUCGUUUGUGACGUCUGAGAUGUGAAUGUUUUAUUGGUAAAGACGUCAUAAUAAUAAUAAAUAUACUGACGUCCAUUAGAUGGUUAUAGGGCGUCUGCUGACAGUUAGAAUCACUUGUUAUGGGAACAUAAAAUGUAGCUGUGAUUGUGGGCGGAGCCAGAACUAGUUUUGAUAAUCGAUUUCAUUUUCCAUCCUCUGGGCUUUUUUUUUUUUUUUUUCUCCUGUCACUUUACU